UCCCUGGUAGAGUGUUUUUGUUUGUGUUUGGGAUUGUUGUGUUUUUUUAAUUUUCGCGUUUAAAAGUUAGUUAAAGUGCGGUAAACAGUGCCAUGGAACUGCCAAAAGAGUUGUCCAUCGCCGAGAUACGAAAUUACAUGCUGGCGAAUGACUGCAAAGUCACAAAUCAUGCUCUAGUGAAGCACUUCAAGAAAUUUCUCACGCAUCCGCAAACGCAAAAUGAGGCUCGCAAGCGGUUUAAGACCUAUGUGACGCUGCUCUCCACGAUCAAAAACGAAAACGGCCAGAAGUUUCUGAUACUCCGAAAGAAAUAUGUGAACGAAUGUCCCACCGAGGACGCAGUGGAGCGGGCUGUGGCCGCAGCAGCGAAUUCCGCAGAGCCAUCAAGUCCUGGCGGGGCGUCCCUGAACCUGGAGGCCAGCUUCUCGGCCUCCCCUCUCAGGCAGCCACCUCCCUACAAGCCACCGCCCAUGGUCACCUCUCCCAUGGCAGCUGCUCCCGUCACUGGACUCACAGUGAGCGAGGAGCACCAGGAGAACUACAAGGACUGUGUCCAAGAGUUUGCUGCAGCUAUUCAGCGCAUCGAUCCCAAACGACUUGAGAAGCAACCAGAGCCGGAGGAGUCCACCAGACCGCCACCCACUAGCGCCUCUCGAUCGAAUUCCGUGGACGAGACAGCCAAUAAGGAGAACAUACCACGGUUCUCCUUCUCCUCGGGUGCCUCAACGGACAGCAGCUCCGCCGGAGAGAAGUCGGAAGGCACCACACCCGAGACCGACACACCGGAGAAUGCCAUCAUCAGUGUUAAGGAGGCCACGAGAAAGUUCAACCGGAUGGCAUCCGAAGAAGAGGCUAAAAUAAUAUCGCCGCCAGCCAAGAAGAAGCCAGAGAAGCAAUUAAUCGAGGAAAAGGAUUCGCCCGAAGUGUCGCUGUCGCAUCCCAAGGCUAAGGAGUGGAUCGUCUCGAUGGCGAAGGCUAAUUACCAGGAGUUGGCCAAGCUGGCCAACGAUCAUCCCGAGCUCGUUAAGCUCCAGGAUCCAGCCACGGUAAGUUGGUAGAAUGAACAAGAACACCCAAUAAGGUUUA
Molecule: messenger RNA, 1086 nt
Organism: Drosophila bipectinata
Lineage: Eukaryota; Metazoa; Arthropoda; Insecta; Diptera; Drosophilidae
Product: ankyrin repeat domain-containing protein SOWAHB-like
Source: RefSeq, a predicted model, not a curated record